This is a messenger RNA of Pecten maximus, 1915 nucleotides long. Its product is annotated as leukocyte receptor cluster member 9-like. Gene Ontology annotation, molecular function: protein binding. NCBI's taxonomy places the organism in Eukaryota, Metazoa, Mollusca, Bivalvia, Pectinida, Pectinidae. The record is from RefSeq and is a predicted model, not a curated record.
AAACACCAUCAGCAUUGCACAACAGAGGGAAAACUCGGGUAUAUAAAGGGCGUAUACAUUGUCAUACCAGGGUUACCAUCAGGUCUGACAAGAGUUGGUCAUUUAGAUUCAAGUAAAGGACCACCGAACCAACUGAUUGUGGGUUUCCGUUAUUGUUCGACGGAAAUAUAUUCCAGGUAUUGUAUAAAUCUGGAAAUUCAGCAGAGAACGGUUUCGGAAUCUUCGAAGAAUAUGGCGGCCACCGAAAGUUCAUCUGAAACUGCUGAGCCCUCCCAGGCAGUACAGGGAAACAGUGACGUCCAGCUCUGCGAAAUCAACAUAGUGAAGCAGAGCUUUGUUGGUCAGUGUCGCGUGCUGUCCAAUAUAGGUGACCACAGACAUAUUGUGACUCUCGUGCCAAAGGACAAAGAUUUGGUCAUCAAAUUCCAGCUGACAGAAAACUAUCCAAAUGAUGCGCCUGGGAUUUUGAUAAAAUCUUCAGUUCUGGAUGAGGAUGAGACGACGGCCCUUCAGAUCCACCUUCAGGACAGGUCAGAACAGCUGAAAGGACCGAGCACUAUACUGACUCUUGCUGCUGAGGCUGAGACCUGGCUCGAGAGUCAGGGAAUCGUUAUAGAAGAGAGGAGUCAUGAACACCAAGCAAAGAAAGCAAUCAAAUACUCCGCUAAAGGGAAAGGGGACAAACAAAAACGGAAGAAACGGAAGGAAGAGAUAGAGGAAAAGGAAACAGAAAAUGGGAAGAAAGCCUCAAUGAAAACAGCUGAAGAUGUAAUUAAGCGGAUACAAUGGGACGGAGAGCUGCCACAGGACGAGUUCAUUGUAGGUUACAUAGAUAGGUUCACGGGAAUUCAAGAGAAGUACUUCGAUACGUUCAGCUGGGAGGAUAUCGCUUCUGUAGAUUACACUGUACUAGCCAUCCCAAAACACAGGAUUCAAUUUAAAUAUCGAGACGUAAAAAUCUGGGAUAAAAAUGAAAGAUUGGAUAAUGUUUUUGGAUCUUUAGGAAGUAAACUUACUGUAUAUGAUAUAAUUAAACAGUGUAAGAAAGAGGAAAAGAAAAAAGCGGCGGAAAGCACCACAAACGAGGAUGAGGAUGACAUUGAGGAAGACAGCGACAGUGAUGAUGGUAUUAGUGUUUCUGUUGGCGCCUCUGUAAACCCAACAGUUGACACUAAUUAUGAAGAUGAAGAAGGACAUUUGUCUGAUGAAAAUGAAGGAUUUGAUAAAUAUUGGCGGGACAAAAUGAGACCUAAUCACUUUGUAGCCUUGCGUAUUUCAAACGAUGAUAUCAGAAAUACGGCAGGAGAUAUACAAAAUAUAAUCCUCGAACAUGAGCCCCAGUACAGUGAAUGUUGUAUCCCUCCAAACGCCCUCCAUAUCACGCUCUGCACCCUCGGACUCGACACGCCGGAACAGGUUUCAAAUGCUGUACAGGCCCUGAAAAAGAUCAAACCAGAACUGGAGACCAUAGUACCUAAAGAUAAACCAAUUGUGAUGAAGGGUGUCGAACAAUUUUUCAAUCGGGUUCUUUAUGCAAAAGUUGAAUGUCCGCCCGAAUUUUACCAGUUUGUGGAACAUUUAAAGUUGUGUCUGAAAGAAGAAGGGGUCGAUAUUCGUGAUAACCAUGAUUUUGUUCCUCACAUGACAGUAAUGAAAAUCACUCGCACUGUUGCUAGGACAACUGGUAAGAAGUACAUAUCGCCUUGGCUGUACUCGGGUCAAGCUGAAGUGGACUUUGGAACGCAGGUUGUGGACAAUGUCCAUCUGUGUGAAAUGGGAUUCGGUCGCCAGAACGACGGGUUCUACAUGACGCCGGUAUCGAUUACCUGGUGAGGAAUGGUAUAAUUUAUCAAUCAUAACGGGUAAUAUUGACAUCAUAUGGAUCGGUUACCUGGUGAAGAAUGGUAUAAUUUAU